UGCAGUUGAAAAUACUUGGGAGCGGAGGUUGAAUCCAUUGAUUUUUGACGAUGUAAGUCAUCUCUGGAAGGAUACGGUGACAAAUUUGAAUGAGAAGCUCCUUCUUGUUUGUGUAUAACCAUUGCAAGAAGGGCUUAUGUGCUCCUCGCCGCUAAAUUUCCGACUCGGGGUGCUCAGUGUUGUCGGGGUUGAGUCCGUUUCAGCUGCACUGCAUCAACAUGGGUGUGAUCGGUGUGCAGCUGGUGGUUACCAUGGUAAUGGCCAGUGUAAUUCAAAAAAUCAUACCUCAUUAUUCCUUCGCAAGAUGGCUACUCUGCAGUGGCAGUCUGCGGUGGUAUCAGCACCCCACGGAAGAUGAGUUGAGGAGCUUAGCUGGGAAACAAAAAGGACAGAAGAGGAAAGACAGGAAGUACAAUGGUCACAUAGACAAUAAGCCGCUAACAGUUCCCAAGGACAUAGACUUACAGCUGGAGACGAAAUGCAUCACAGAAGUCGACACAUUAGCGUUGCACUACUUCCCAGAGUUCCAGUGGCUGGUGGACUUCACAGUAGCAGCAACUGUGGUCUAUCUGAUAACAGAGCUCUACUACAGUGUGGCUCAGCCCUCAGGAGAGAUGAACAUCAGUGUGGUCUGGUCCCUACUAGUACUCGCCUUUGUCAUAAAGACCCUUUAUUCUCUAACGGCCCACUAUUUCAAGCUGGAGGAAGGAGGAGAGCGCUCACUCUGCAUUACUUUUGCUUUCUUCUUUUUUGUCAAAGCCAUGGCCAUUCUCAUUGUCACUGAAAAUUACCUGGAGUUUGGUCUGGAGACUGGUUUUUCUAAUUUCUCUGACAGUGCUCUACACUUUCUGGAACACCAGGGCUUAGAGUCCCAGGGUCCCAUAUCCAAACUCACCUUCAAGCUGAUCCUGGCCCUACUCUGCUCUCUGAUUGGGGCUUUUCUAACUUUCCCUGGUCUGCGAUUGGCCCAGAUGCACCUUGAUGCUCUCAAUCUGACCACAGCCAGAUUUACACAGACUCUGCUUCAUAUCAACUUCCUCUCCCCCCUUAUCAUGGUCCUGCUGUGGGUGAAGCCCAUUUCCAAGGACUACUUAAUGAACCCCACUCUGGGAAAGGAGAGUGUGCCUUUGAUGACUGAGCAGACGUAUGAUACGUUACGGUUAUGGGCCAUCAUACUGAUGUGUAUGCUCCGGCUCACCAUGAUGAGACAUCAUUUGCAGGCCUACCUCAACCUGGCCCAGAAGGGUGUGGACCAGAUGAAGAAGGAGGCGGGGCGGAUAAGUACCGUUGACCUGCAGAAGAUGGUUGCACGUGUUUUUUACUACUUGUGUGUAAUUGCACUACAGUAUGUGGCACCACUGGUGAUGUUGCUACAUACGACUUUGCUGCUAAAAACUUUAGGUGGACACUCCUGGUGGGUUUAUCCUGAAGAAGACCUGCCUUGCACCCAUGAAAUGAACUCUGAUUCUGUAAUGGAGGCAGUACCAACAGCAGCCCCCACACCAGCUUCAGUGAUAGAAACAGGAGCACGGGCAUCAGUAGCCCAGCUGUCGAUGGCCCUGGGAGGCCUGCGGACUGUCUUCAGCCCCCUGCUUUUCCGAGGCCUCUUCUCCUUCUUUACUUGGUGGAUUGCAGCCUGUCUGUUCUCCACCUCGCUCUUUGGCCUCUUCUACCAUCAGUAUCUCAUGGCAGCAUAGCAGCACCAACCUGACGGCGUCACCCAGACUCCAACAGGACUGCAAGAUGUUCGGCCUGAUCAAAAAAGGACUGCGUGGGGCAACAGAGGCCUAUCAAUGACUCUGCUCCACAACUCCUCCUUUCUUUUCUCCCUCUCUCAUAAUAACUGACCAUAUCAUCAGAGCUCCUGGUUCAACUUCCAGUGCUUCCUCCACGGAUGACUCUGUGAACUCUUGUCAUUGUUUUUACUACUACGACCACUACCUUUUUGUUUGGAGAGCAAGAUUUAUAAACUUUAGUAACAGACUAAAUUGUGAAUUGGAAUAAUAAUAUGCAGUGUCAGUGGGUUGCCACAAUAAUGAGAAAUUGGUCCAGAUUGCUGUAUGAAAUUUGAAUGGUACUAUGAAGUAAAAUACUGUAUCUCAGAUGCUGACAACUAAUUACACAUGUUAAAAUGUUAAAAUUCCCACCAGUUUUAGAUGAGCCAAUGGGGAGACUUAAACUGAUGUUCUUGUUAAUACGUGUUCACAGUUUUUCAUAUGGAAUGACGUAAACUCAUCAACAAUUUCAGAUUCUUGAUAUAUUAGUGGUAGGUACUUCAGUAAGCCCUAAUUUGAGUAAUUUAGUAAUGUCAUUUUCAUCACAACUUGAAACGUGUUAGGAGUCAGUUUUUGGACUGUUGCCUUCCAAUUGAAAUCCCUUUCAUUAACAAUGAAUUAUACCAGAAACUCAUACAGAAAAACCUUUGCAUGAGUCCAUACAAAGUUGUUUUGUUGGUAUACAUGUGCAGGGCCCUGACAUAAGAAGAGUCCCACAACUAUCUAUAUUCCUUUCUGUAUUACAGUCCAACACGUAGCUAAAUUGCUAUAAAGGUGCAUUGCAGCCUAUAAAAGCUGCAUUUGGGGCACAAAAUUCAAUCUAGAAAUGUUUAUGGAGGCUAAUGUGUGAUAUUUUAGCCCAAAAUCACCUUUACCCACUCAGAGUAGUUUAUUCCUCACAUUUUCAAAUGCUUCAGGGAACUGAUAAACCAUUAUUGUGGCUCCCUGUGUCUUUUGAUCAGAAAUAUUAAAUUUGCGUGUCAAUAGCCCAUUAAAUGCCCAAAUUCCAUUGUCCACGGGACAAAGGUGUCUGGGAGAGUCUUAAAAUGGUCCAGCAAGGACCAGUGCAUCUGUCUGUAGGAGGAGGAGGGAGUGGCAGCCUGUUGAUAUUCCCCUGAAUGUCUGGUUGGGAAGAACGUUUUUUUUUUUCUGGUGAUCUCAGGCGUCAGCUGAGCAGGGUUAGAGCAUAGACAGUCCGGAGCAAGAUAAGAUGUUAACCUCAAAAACAUCUCAUGGACUUGAAGGUGAUGUAUUUAAAUGUGUCUAACUGAACUUGACAUCAAGGACAAAACUAGGCUCUUAAAAUAAAAGGCGUUCCACUAGGCUUAGAUUUUUAAUUUGCAUUGUAACCUCCCUGAUAAAACUGAGCCAUUUUUGAAGAGAUGAGAGAGAUUUAAGCUGUUUUUGAGCAGGAAUGAUGCUUUAAAGGGAGGAUGGCACUUAUGGUUCAGUGAAGGUAUGUGCUUGUGUCCAAGUGUCUGUCUGCAUGUAUAGGAUCGCUGCUGAAGGUCAGCUGUAAUCUGAAAGGGCUUUGUGAUCAAGAGGAGAUGAUGUCAACUAAUGUUGAUAAGCUAACGCCUUUAUGUUCUCCUUUCCUUUUUUUAACCUUUACCCAUCCCUUUACUCUUAAACUCAUUUGAGAACAAUCUUUUAUUUGUUUUUAUUGUUUUUUUCUAAUGGAUCAAAUUGUGGAUUUGUAAAACUUGAUUUUAAAAAUGGUGCCAAGUGAGUCUGUUCCCCUGUCCCCAGUUGCUGUAGAUUCAGUGUCUGCCAGUGUUUGAAACUAAAAUUGGACACUGGUGGCCUUAUGAUUUCUGUAGAUCCACAUGAAAAAAAGAGGGAAUUAGCUCUGGUGCACAACAGGACAUAACAGUAUUUACAAGUCUCAUUGCAUAUUGUAAUUCUUUGGGGGUCAAAUGUACGCACAAUAAGUCAUUGUGUUAAUGAGGCACUGGGCCAAUACGAUUGUCUAGUCUAUUCAAGAAUGUAGGAUACAUGGUGGUACACAAUCGCACCGUUGUCUGGCAUUUUGUUUGGUCAUGACACUUGAGCUGUGAUUUAUGAAUUCCAGCUCUAUGAAUUUUGUACAAGAUACAUUUUACAGAGUCGAGCAGCACCAUAUCACAUUUUUCAGCUCCUGAUGUCAAAAGUCUUAGCUUCAGUUUGUGUCUGUUUUAAAUGAUGGGGAAUAUGCACAUAAUGAAUGUAUCAAUCCUGCCUAAUUUUAGAUUUUUUUCAAGAAAAUGAUUUGUAUGGUGAGUUGAUUUAACACCCCCACCUCCACCCCUGCCCUUCCCGAGCUCUUUACUUGUCUACUACCAUCUGUUAAUCUGCCUUUCCCACAACUGUGUGUGGUUAGGUCAAACUAAAUCUAAUUUGUCCUAAUGACUUUUUUUAAUUGAUCUUUUUUGGUAUUUAUUAUGUUGAGGCCUGUAAACAUUUCUUAUUUUAACAUCAAACACUUUAUUUUGUUAUUCGAGUGCAUGGUGACUUAAAUCAGUUGUUUGACAAAUCAUUUGCAAAUUAAGCUUUUUUUAAUACUCUGGUCUGGUCUGGUCAGUCAUGAAUUAGCUGGGGUACUCUCAGAAUUCAUCCUUUCUUCUGUUUGUUACCACUGAAAGUGUUUAUUAUUCAUUGUUGGAUUCACAAACAUUGUUGUUCUUUCAUGUAUUUAUUUCUGCUUUAGAUUUUGUCUUAAAUAAAUUAUGUUCUUUA
Messenger RNA from Scomber scombrus (Atlantic mackerel), 4490 nucleotides. It is a transcript of the gene tmem161b, whose product is annotated as transmembrane protein 161B. The transcript has 12 exons. Lineage: Eukaryota; Metazoa; Chordata; Actinopteri; Scombriformes; Scombridae. Bases 219 to 1697 code for a protein of 492 amino acids. The record is from RefSeq and is a predicted model, not a curated record.